AUGGGGGUAAAAUUUUUAGAAGUUAUUAAGCCAUUCUGUGCAGUGUUACCUGAAAUCCAGAAACCGGAAAGAAAAAUCCAGUUCAGAGAGAAGGUACUAUGGACGGCUAUCACGCUCUUCAUUUUCUUAGUAUGCUGCCAGAUACCUUUGUUCGGAAUCAUGUCAUCGGAUUCUGCAGAUCCGUUCUAUUGGAUGCGAGUCAUUCUUGCGUCAAACAGAGGUACUUUGAUGGAAUUAGGUAUUUCACCCAUUGUGACAUCUGGUUUGAUCAUGCAGCUGCUAGCUGGGGCGAAGAUCAUUGAAGUCGGUGAUACUCCAAAAGACAGAGCCUUGUUCAAUGGAGCUCAGAAAUUAUUUGGGAUGAUUAUUACCAUUGGGCAAGCCAUUGUGUAUGUUAUGACUGGAAUGUAUGGAGAUCCUGGUGAAAUGGGUGCUGGAAUUUGUCUUCUUAUUAUAAUUCAGCUGUUUGUUGCUGGUUUGAUUGUGUUGCUGUUAGAUGAGUUGCUACAGAAAGGUUAUGGCUUGGGGUCGGGGAUUUCCCUGUUUAUUGCUACCAACAUCUGUGAAACCAUUGUCUGGAAGGCUUUCAGUCCCACUACCAUCAACACUGGCAGAGGAACAGAGUUCGAGGGUGCUGUGAUUGCAUUAUUUCAUCUUCUGGCUACACGAACCGACAAAGUCCGGGCUUUGCGGGAGGCUUUUUACCGACAGAAUUUGCCCAAUCUCAUGAAUCUGAUUGCGACAGUAUUUGUAUUUGCUGUAGUCAUAUAUUUCCAGGGAUUUCGUGUUGAUUUACCUAUCAAGUCCGCACGAUACCGUGGGCAGUACAGCAGCUAUCCGAUUAAGCUCUUUUAUACCUCCAACAUUCCCAUCAUCCUGCAGUCUGCCUUAGUUUCCAACCUCUACGUUAUUUCCCAGAUGUUGUCUGUUCGUUUUAGUGGCAACUUCUUGGUGAACUUACUAGGACAGUGGGCAGAUGUCAGUGGCGGCGGCCCUGCUCGCUCCUAUCCUGUUGGUGGCCUGUGCUACUACCUGUCCCCUCCGGAAUCCAUGGGUGCAAUAUUUGAGGAUCCUGUCCAUGUAAUAGUUUAUAUAAUAUUUAUGUUGGGAUCCUGCGCGUUCUUCUCAAAGACGUGGAUUGAGGUGUCCGGGUCAUCAGCAAAAGAUGUUGCCAAGCAACUCAAAGAACAGCAAAUGGUGAUGAGAGGCCACAGGGACACUUCGAUGGUUCACGAGCUGAACAGGUAUAUCCCUACCGCAGCUGCAUUUGGUGGUUUGUGCAUCGGUGCCCUUUCGGUAUUGGCUGACUUUCUAGGAGCCAUCGGGUCCGGCACUGGCAUUCUGCUCGCGGUCACGAUUAUUUAUCAGUAUUUUGAAAUAUUUGUAAAAGAACAGGCUGAAGUCGGAGGAGUAGGUGCAUUAUUUUUCUAGAUGUCCAAAUAUUUCAUGGUUUGUGUGAAAGGGAAAGUAUUUUGACAACAUGCGUCAUUUAGUCCAAUAACGCUAUUUUCUUUUUACUUGUUUUAAAGUGCUACAUGUCCCAUUACUGUAAUGGGCGUUGAGCAAUGCCUGUGUGCAGCAUUAGUACCAGCUGCCUUAAGAAUAAAGUUUACAUUAUCUUGUUUA
Messenger RNA from Nipponia nippon (crested ibis), 1626 nucleotides. The record is from RefSeq and is a predicted model, not a curated record. Lineage: Eukaryota; Metazoa; Chordata; Aves; Pelecaniformes; Threskiornithidae.